Cryptococcus deneoformans JEC21 is the source of this 3301-nucleotide messenger RNA. RefSeq lists its product as hypothetical. Gene Ontology annotation, cellular component: nucleus. The transcript is spliced from 6 exons. Bases 54 to 3062 code for a protein of 1002 amino acids. Lineage: Eukaryota; Fungi; Basidiomycota; Tremellomycetes; Tremellales; Cryptococcaceae. Gene Ontology annotation, molecular function: zinc ion binding; transcription cis-regulatory region binding; DNA-binding transcription factor activity, RNA polymerase II-specific. The record is from RefSeq and is a predicted model, not a curated record. Gene Ontology annotation, biological process: DNA-templated transcription; regulation of DNA-templated transcription.
GUACAUCCACCACCCUCAAACAUCUCUAACGUAUUUCGGCAUUGCUAUAACUAAUGGACUAUUACACUGGCGAUCCGAGGCCCCCACGCUUCAGCUAUCCGCCACAACCGCCCUCGCCACGGUCCCGCACUCGACCGUACUCUCCCGAGAGGAGAUCAGUGCACGAUGAUUCGGAGUACCAUAGACGGAGCGAAUACGACGAUCAUUCCGCAAACGUUCCCCAAAAGCGUCCUGCAGAGACAGAAUCAUCAUUGUCUCAACAGGCUGCUGCCCGAAGCCAGCCCAAAGCACGUACAGAAUCCUCUUCGUCGUCCACAAAACCCAACGUGAAAAAAGAGGCCGGAGGGCCUGAUCAGCAGGGCCCAAGGCGAGCUGCCCAGGCAUGCUUACGCUGCCGAAAGCAGAAACUCAAGUGUAUCGGUGGAUGGCCGUGCAACAGGUGCACAAAGUCGAAGAAUAUUUGUGACUUUGGUCGGCCAGGGAUGGGUCCUCCCGCGCGUGAAGGGGGGACAUCGGAAGCGAACGCUCGGCUCGAGCAGCUAGAAAGUAGCGUUGCAAACCUUCUCGCUGGUCUUGCUGGCAGUUCAUCCAAUAAAUAUCCUAACCCUGAGGUUCUUCAUACUUUCGACCCAGCUCAGCGUCGAGCUGAAUCCAUCUCUGAACAAGGGAACACUCCCUUCCCGCCUUCGGCGCCAGGACAAUGGAAUCCCAGCAUUCCACCGCCAACCCACGUCAGACCUCUUGAUCCUCCUCGUGUUGGAGCGGCAGCAGUACCUCUCGGUGCGCCUGGAGCAUCAGCUUCGCCAGACGACCCGACAGUUCAGCAUCACGUAAGAUUCACGUCGUCUCCUCAUCAAACGUUCAUUCAGCACGGUUACUCGCCAUCUAACUUUUCCUCAAAUGGUACGGGUCCAAGUCCUGCAAGUGGCAUUGGAAGCUACGACUCGAGCGGGCUUAGAAGUGACCGAAAGAAGGCCGGAGGGAAGAGACAAAAGGCCGAAGAGAGACUUGCUACUGCUACAGACCAAGACUUUGAUGAGGCUCCCUUCAAGUCGUUAGUGUACCAGCCGUCAGUAUGGGACAACCGAGAAUCCUCACGUAGAAAUUCUCCUCAGCCAAGCCAAUCAUCAGCAAGUAGAGAUGAACCAGGACCAGGAUACUAUGUUCGGCGAUUUAUGCGUGAUCGAGAUGAUCCUGUCAACACGGAGAUUGUUGAACCACGUAUGGCAGAGACUCUAUUCAACUUCUUCAUUGACCAUUGUCACCCAUUCCUUCCUGUGGUUAAUGUCGCCCUUGAUGACGCUUUCAACACUAUCCGUCAAUCGCCCUUUUUAACAUCCGCGAUUCUUGCAGUUGCGGCCCGUUUCUACAUUCGUUACACAUCGCGCAAUCCCGGCUCUUUCCCUACUCUCGACCCCUCCGUUCCCCCACGCCUCGCGAAUCUCGCCGAAGCACAUCUUGCCAAUACUCUCCUUCGAAAACAGCACGCUCUUUCCGACGUUCAAGCUGUCAUGCUCCUCGCUGCCUGGGGUCUUGAGUCUGGUGGGCGGGGACCUGACGCGUGGGUUGUGACGGGGCAUGCUGCAAGAAUUGCAAGGCGUCUGGGAGUGCACAAGAUUUUGGCGCGGGCUGCUGAGGCGGCGAGGAUUACAAGACCGGAAACGGAAGAUUGGAGCAAGUUGGAAGCAUUCAUGCCACAAUGGAGAACAUGGUUAUGCUGGUUCUGCUUUGAUGGGUUUUUGUCCCUUGGUUUUGGCCGUCCACAGUCCACUCAGUUUGAGACAGUCGACGAGCAAGGGUUCUUGCAGAUUCGCUUGAACCAAACUCCCCCGCGACCGGGCACUACGCCGUCCAUGUCUCUCUAUGGCGAUGUGUACAUUGCUGGUCAAGUGCAGCUUACUCAAAUCGGACGAGACUUGAUCAACUGGGGUGAGAUGCUGGCAGAUCCCAAGGGUGCUUCUUGGGCCGACCCCAGAAGGGCUCAAAUCUUUCAUGGCAAGGAGUUGAGUGUGAAGAACAUGUUCAAGGAAUUGAACGGCAGGCUGGAUGAGUGGUGUAAGCUUUGGAUCUGGAAUGUUGGGUCACCGUACUCCCUUUACCUCGGCUCUUCGGCACGCAUCGCGCGUCUGCAAGCUGACCAUAUGCGUCUCUGCUUGAACUCCUUCGCGCUUAAAUCGUCACCUGAUGAGGAUGACUUUGUUGCCGAGUGUUUGAAGAAGGCUUUGAAUGCGGCGAUGACGACUAUCCAGACGCAUUAUGAGUCGAGCCAAACCGAUCUUGCCUUGAGCUUUGCGACGGAUUAUCUUACCAUCACCCUCGCCCAAGCCGCCAUUUUCCUCGUUCGAAUCGCUCAGGCCGAUUCCUCUGUCCAGGCUAUCCUAAAGAUCGAACCUUCUGUCAUCGCCCAUUAUCUCAAAAUGAGUAUCGACCUUCUCCAGACAGGCGAGUUGUCCGAGACAAGGCUAUCGACUUAUCUCGCCAAGACGAUCCGCGAUAUCGCACGCGCCGCAGGGAUCAAUGGCCUUGGGCCGAGAGAUAGUGCAGAGGAUUCUGGUUGGGAAUCGAGACCACAGUCUGCUCAUGGGUCUGGGACCUCGGCAACAGGUGUUGUUUCCGGCUCUGGCCAGGCAACGGGAGCGUUGGGAGAUGGUGCGGAUAACGCCCCACCACCUGAAUUGCCUUUCGACAUGGACACAUUCCUUCAGUUUGAAUCCCAGCUCGACCUCGGCUAUCUUCUUGGCUUGCCGGGCGACAGCGGUGCUUUUUCCGUUGCGAUGGGUACCAAUCAAGGUGCGCAAAAUGGGAACGGGAUCGACAACGGCGCUGGGACGCAGGGAGUACAAGGGGUGUUGGAUGCAGCUGGGGAAGUGUUCAAUGAGUUUGGCUUUGGAAUGGCCGGGAUGGCGAUGGGGUACGGGGGAUUGCCUUUGUUGCCGUCGCCUGCUUCAGCUGCGGCGUCAGUGCCAGGUGGGAGUCAGCAGCAGCAUUCGGCGUCUGGAGGCGAAUGGAGCAUGAAUGGCGGGGCGAUGUCACAAGAGCAGGAGACGGGGAUGCGAAUGUGAUAUUUGUUUUCUUCAGAUUCUUGGUUUUUUUUUGGUGGGAUACUACACGAUUCUCAAUAAAUUUAGUGGAGAAGGGAAAAGGCCUGACCUUCACAGCCAAAAUUAUAAUCACUGGACCUUGAACAACAUGCGACACAUAAGAGUCUGCAUACUACACAACGGCUACAUAUACACAACAAAUACUGUCCCCAGUAGCCAUACUAGAAGACUUUCCCAGACGAAGCAACCUAUGAAAAGAG